GGGGAACAACGUUAUAGCAUUAAAAAGGAUGUUUCUAUAUCGUCUUUGAUGUUCUUGAUGUCCUUGUCUCGCUUCACAAUUCACAGCGUUAUAGCAUCGCGCAAUUGUAUUUUUCAGUUUCGUUUGCCCAUAAGGGAUAUGUAACUGUUUGUUCAUUUGACUUUCCGUUUGUCUUCUGUUGUCCAUACAAUUUUUUUUUUUUUACUCUUUAAAGGGGAUUGCACAGCACUACAUUAGAAAAGGGUGAAGGGUGGCCAUUUUAUCCCCCACAACAGGGGCACACAUAUAUACGUACAGAUAUACACACACUUGCACUCAUCCACCAUACUUUAGCGUUUAGCGGCUUUCUCAAUAGUGUCAGAAAUCUAGCCCAAAUGAAAAGCGUGGGAGUUGUGCUCUUCGUCCUCCUCAUCAAAGAAAUUAUCUCGUUGAAAAUAUGUUCGAGGAGAAAAUACCCUAACGUAGAAAACGGGGUGUACCAGCUGGACAACCGAGGGAGGCCGAUCAAAAUUGUGGACGUGAAUUACCACCAUGUGUGGGAACUGCCAAAGGGGGGAAGUGUUAAUUCUUACACAGUUGUUAAAAAGAAUGGAAAGGUUAAAAAGUUUAGCGAAGGAACAAACAUCAUUUAUGGAACUACCAAAAAGGUCAACCGGGGAGGGGGCAGUGAAGAGGAAGAGGAGGAGGAUGAAAAUAAAGUAAAGAAAGAAAUUGCAAAGAGGAAAAAAACGAACAAUAUAAAAAAUGUGUCUAAUGUAGCUAAAAAGGAGAAAGAUGUGGAACAAAAAAAAAAAGAAAAAAAAAAACUGGAAGUACCACGUGCGAUGCAUAUAACAGCAGAAGACGUCCCUGAGGAAGAGGAGGCGAACGAAGAAGAGGGGUAA
This is a messenger RNA of Plasmodium vivax (malaria parasite P. vivax), 884 nucleotides long. RefSeq lists its product as hypothetical. The transcript has a single exon. Lineage: Eukaryota; Apicomplexa; Aconoidasida; Haemosporida; Plasmodiidae. The record is from RefSeq and is a predicted model, not a curated record. The coding region runs from base 375 to 884 and encodes 169 amino acids.